GCUCCCCCCCGGCGCGGCGUCUGUCAGCGCUCAAGUAUCUGGAGAAUGCUGCAGGUCAGAGUCUGCAAACGGGAAAAACCCCACAGCGCAGAGACUUUCCCGGAUAAAAACGACAGGUUCAGUUCCUCCCCGAGCAGAGACGGAGGCGGCAGGCGACGGAGGCGGCAGGUGCGGCGCCUGUCAGCAUGGACGCGCUCGGGUUCUGGAUCUUCUGCGUCGCCUUCGCGGGUCUGGAGGCGUCGCCGUACAUGGGCAUGACCAUGACCUACUACCCCAAAGAGACCGGGACCAACACGUCUCACCAGAUCGAGAUGCGUUACAAGAUCACGGCGACUUACUGCGACGUGCAUCACUUCCACUGCUUCAGCGGCGACUGCGGGCAGCAGGUGGCCGAGCGCUACGAGUUCGUGGACCGAUCCUCGUCCGUCCUCGGUCAGAUGUGUCAGUACGAGUCCGUCAAAACUCUGCAGACGCAGACCAACGCCCCCUACAGGAUGAGGAUCACAGAUCGCGCAGACGGCUUCGCGUUCGGUACGACCAUCGAGGUUUUCACGGAGGUGGAUCUGCGGACGCGUUCGGACACGACGCGAGCCGACCACCCCCCGCAGGGCACCAUCAUGUCGCCCGUCAGAGUCGCUUCAAACUGUGUGACGGAGAUUCGCCCUCUGAUCUUUGACCCGGACGGAGACAGGGUCGUGUGCAGAUACGGUCGAGCUCCGUACGAGUGUGACCCGUGUGACCAGCCUCCAAUCUUCCACUUCACUCCGAGCUGCGCGUUCACAGUGGAACCGGUGAACGCGUCGUCAGAAGGCGGAUACGCGGUGGAGAUGAUGCUGGAGGAUCACCCCACGCGCGACAUCGUCCUGACCCAAAGCAACGGCACCGAGGAGGCGAGGAACUCCAGCCGCCACAUCAGCUCCGUGCCCUUCCAGUUCGUCGUCCUGGUGCUUCCUGCUUUACCGUCCUGCACCGCGGGGAUGUUUCUGCCGCAGUUUGUCGACCCGACUCCCGCUCACGGGCAGUGGAUCUACGUGGAGUACCCUUCGCAUUCCCAGAUCUUCAGCGUCCAGGCCAACGCGACGAACGCCACAGUUUCCAGUUUGUUGUUCAGUGGACCGUCUGGAGUUUAUAAGACGCCAGAGGGAGACGGACUCUUCACUCUGCACUGGAACGUCAAAGACACCGACGACCACGAGACUUACCCUCUGUGCUUCGUCGCUGAAGUCCUCGUCGAUUCGGUGAAAUAUCACUCGGAGCUUCGGUGUGUGCUGCUCGUCGUUGGAGACCCUUUUAUCAACAUGUCCCCACCAACAACCAGUACUACUUAUACUAAUACUACUACUACUACUACUACUACUACUACUGCCAAUACUACUACUACGACUGUCAGUACUACUACUACUACUACUACUACUACUACUACGUUCCCUUUAAUUACCAACGGGACAACACCUGAGCCAACCGUACCUCCAAAUACUACGACUACUGCGUCCACUAUACCCAUGACUAUUAUUUCUAUCAAUGCUACUUCGCAAACAAGUACUACUACUGCGAAUAGUACUACCACUGCGAAUACUACUGCGAAUACUACUACUCCACCCAACACCUCGUCUUUACCGGUGGCUCCAGAAACGACAACGGGCAAAUCUGAGGAGAUAUUUUCAGGUACAAAUAUGAAGUUUUAAAUCAGA
Molecule: messenger RNA, 1691 nt
Organism: Boleophthalmus pectinirostris (great blue-spotted mudskipper)
Lineage: Eukaryota; Metazoa; Chordata; Actinopteri; Gobiiformes; Gobiidae
Exons: 9
Coding region: 186-1685 (499 amino acids)
Source: RefSeq, a predicted model, not a curated record